UGAGGCUGCCGGUCAACCCUGGAGAUCAGGAGCUGUGAGCUGGAGGGCAGCUGGGUCCCCAAGGCUGUGGAGCUGCACUCAGACCUAGAUGGGUGGGACGGAAGUAAACUUCUGCGUCUUUGGGUCUCAGUGGCUGCAGGUGGCAAUGAGACCUUCACAGAGACCCAUGGGGACCCCCUCGUGGCCCUGCUCCACACCCCACCACAGCCUACGGGACAGUGAGGCCAGCAUGGUGCUGGGGAUCCUGGCUGUACUGUGCUUUGGGGCCCUGACUCUUGCCUUGCUCCUGUGGCAAGCACCCCCUCCUCCCACCUGGGGCCAGGGACAUCCUAAGGAAGAGCCUGCUGGGUCUCAGGGCCGUGGCUCCCGCCUGGCUUGGGAGCACUGGGGAGAGGAGGCGGGGUCCAGGCGGCAGAAGGAUGAGUGCCGGCUUGUCCUCGUGGAGAGCCUCCCCCAGGACUUGACGUUUGCGCCCAGCCCGGCGGCCCAGCCCCUGGCGCAGGCCUGGCUGCAGCUCCUUGACACUGCCCAGGAGAGCGUGCACGUGGCUUCCUACUACUGGUCCCUCACUGGGGCUGACAUCGGCGUCCAUGACUCAUCCUCCCAGCUGGGAGAGGCUGUUCUGCAGAAGCUGCAGCAGCUGCUGGACAAGAACGUCUCCCUGGCCGUGGCCACCAGCAACCCGACACUGGCCAGGAAGUCCACGGAUCUGCAGGUGCUGGCAGCCCGGGGUGCCCAGGUGCGGCAGGUGCCCAUGAAGCAGCUCACUGGGGGCGUUUUGCACUCCAAGUUCUGGGUGGUGGAUGGGCGGCACCUCUACUUGGGCAGCGCCAACAUGGACUGGCGGUCCCUAACACAGGUGAAGGAGCUCGGGGCCAUCAUUUACAACUGCAGCCGCCUGGCCCAGGACCUGGAGAAGACCUUCCGGAUCUACUGGGCACUGGGCACGCCCCAGGCCACCCUCCCCAAAACCUGGCCUCGGAACUUCUCGUCCCACAUCAACCGCUUCCAGCCCUUCUGGGGCCGCUUUGAGGGGGUACCCACCACCGCCUAUUUCUCGGCCUCGCCACCUGCGCUCUGCCCCCACGGACGGACGCGGGACCUGGAUGCACUGCUGGCAGUGAUGGGCGAGGCCCAGAAGUUCAUCUAUGCCUCAGUGAUGGAGUACUUCCCCACCACCCGCUUCAGCCACCCUGCCAGGUACUGGCCAGUACUGGACAAUGCCCUGAGGGCAGCAGCCUUUAGCAGGGGCGUCCAUGUGCGUCUGCUGGUCAGCUGUUGGAUCAACACAGACCCCACCAUGUUCCCCUACCUGCGGUCUCUGCAGGCCUUCAGCAACCCCUCGGCCAGUGUCUUUGUGGAUGUGAAAGUGUUCAUCGUACCAGUGGGGAACCACUCCAACAUCCCAUUCAGCAGGGUGAACCACAGCAAGUUCAUGGUCACGGAGAAGGCGGCCUACAUCGGCACCUCCAACUGGUCUGAGGAUUACUUCAGCAGCACCUCAGGCGUGGGCCUGGUGGUCAGUCAGAGGGCCCCCAGCACACAGCCAGGGGCCCCCACGGUGCAGGAGCAGCUGAGGCAGCUUUUUGAGCGGGACUGGGGCUCCCGCUAUGCAGUGGGCCUGGACGGAGAGGCCCCGGGCCAGGACUGCACCUGGCGGGGCUGAGGCCAGACUUCCAGCUCCAGGACACGCCUCUACCCACCCCCUACCCUGUGCCUGUGCUCCCAGCAUCUCCUCCCGCCCAAGUCCUGGGGGUGCGGGUCAGGACUGCUCAACGCUACCACCGCUGUCUGGGCCUUUGCAAGCACUGUUUGCUCCCCUCUGCUCUCCAAAUCCGGCACCCCUGAGCCUCACUUCUUCCAGGGAGCCCACCGGCAGACCCCUCCUCUGACUCCUCCUGCGAGGCCUAAAGAUAGAUGACUCUGCAUGCUUCCCCCUCCCUCUCUGAAUCCAGCACCGCGCCCUCUUCCUUCCCAGCCCCAGGCUGGCGGUUCUGCCCUAGCACCCUGCUCAGGCCAGUCUCCACGCGACCACCAGUGACCAACAGGGCCUGUGGGAACCCUGGGCAGAGCAGCUGGAGUGCGUUCGGACCCACGCAGAGCGCCGUGCACCUCCGGCUCCAAGUUCGCAUGGCGUACGGGGCGAGGAGGGGAGGGUGGAAGACUGAGCUGGGACCGAGGCCGCGAAUCCCCGGACGCCAGCCGAGAGCUGCGCCCCUGGAGCCGGUAGAAGGGCGGAAGCCAGUGCGUCACCGACCUCUGGCCCCUGAGCGGUCGGGCAGGUGCGGGCGAGACCUGGUGCCCAGAAGUGGAGAAGGCCUGCAGUUGGGACGGGAGGGUGGCACGGAGCUGGGAUGUGAGCCCCACACGCCAUCCUGUGGUAGCACACCCUCCCCUGGGAACCACCCAGGCUCCUGCAGAGGCAGCACCCUUACCUGGGUUUGGCGAUGUCGUUUCCACCCUUUUGUUACAAGUGCUGGGUCAGCAGCUGGUCUCAGCAUCCCCUGGCCUUUCUCGCCAGAUGGUUCCGGCUAAGGCCUCAGGGCCCACCCGCCCUGGUGGAGGCCCCCUGGCUGCACUGGGCUGAGCUCACGAUGGGCUCCCUGCUGCUGAAGGGGUAUCAGAUGCCAGAAGCUGGGGGUGGGCACAGACCCUCUCCUACUCUCCCAGAGCCUUUGGGGCAGUCCUGGGCCUCCGUUCCCUGCCCUCCCCAGACCCCUCUGCUCCGCGGAGAUUGGUGCAGACGCGGUGCAAAUCCUUCUUCUGUGUGACCAGUGCCCCCCACUUCCCACAUCUAGAGGACACGUCAGUCCUCAGCGCUUCAUCUUUGUGCAAGUCCCCAAACCCAGCCUGCCCCUCCGCCCUGGGGCCUAUGAGGGUCUGGAGAGCGUGCAUGGGAGUGCAGUGCCAGCGACCCAGGCAGCCCUCUAGGGCCCCUGAGCUGAACUAGCCAGUCUGUGUGAGCUGCACUCAUCCAAGCCCCCACCUGCUGUCCACUCUACUGGGCCCUCUGCAGCCCACAUGCCCCUCAGGAUAGGACACCGUCGCAGACCCCAGUUAUGCCAUGCAGAGCUGAACGUGUGGGCUUGCUCUCUGGUUCUUGGUCCUACACUGCACACCUGCCAGGAGCUCAAAGACCACCCAAAGGCUCCAGCUGGUGCCAGGAGGACUCUGGGCUUGGGCCUGACCCUCACUUCAGAAUGGGGCUGGACUAUGAGCCCAGCGGCCCUCAGCCAAUGCAAGGCCCCUUGCAGGCAGACUUUGGGUCUGGCCACCGCCCUCAGUGGCAGCCUUGAAGGCUGCUCCAAAGCAGACCUCUGCAGAAGACCCAGCAUGACGAGGUUUGGGAGGCCCCAAAGCUCAGUGAUGUGACCCCUCCUGGGCUGUGGCAGACAGCCUCUAAGAUGCCCCAGUGAGCCCACCUCCUGUGUUCAUGGCCUGUGUAACCCCCUGCCGGAGUGCGGGCUGGGUCUUCAACUUGCCUGUAACAUGGGGUAUGGCCAGGGUGGCAGUUUCACCCUUUUGUCAUUACGUGGCAUGAGACCGUACCACCCGUCUUGCCAGGAGACUGUCCCUUGCUGGCUGCCUGUGACAAAACAAGCUGCCUCUGGAGGGGUCUGUGUAGCAGGGAGCUGAGAGCACCUCCAGCCAGCAGGAAGCAGAGGCCCCCAGCCCUGCAGCCUUCUAGGUCUGAGGGCAGCAGGCAUCCUCAAGGCCUGGGAGCAGAGCUUCUCCAGGCGAGUCUCAGCUGAGGCAGCAGCCGCAAUUGACCUGAUUACAGUCUGUGAAGCCCUGAGCAAACCCCAGCCGAGUUCUGCCGGGACCCCUGCCCCACUGAAACUGGAUGAUAAAUGUGUGUUGUCUUAAU
Molecule: messenger RNA, 3868 nt
Organism: Loxodonta africana (African savanna elephant)
Lineage: Eukaryota; Metazoa; Chordata; Mammalia; Proboscidea; Elephantidae
Gene: PLD4
Product: phospholipase D family member 4
Exons: 11
Coding region: 89-1666 (525 amino acids)
Biological process (GO): phagocytosis; hematopoietic progenitor cell differentiation
Cellular component (GO): phagocytic vesicle; trans-Golgi network membrane; endoplasmic reticulum
Molecular function (GO): catalytic activity
Source: RefSeq, a predicted model, not a curated record